GAGCAGGGGGCUGUGUGGGGGUUCAGGGCAAUGAGGGUGGCCGAGGGGCUGUCCCGGUGUGAGGGCCCCUGGGCGGGGUGCCAGGCACCGGGCUGAUGAUGCUGAGGGCAGGGGGAGGAGGUCUGAGGAGGCAGAGGCCAGGCGGAGGCAUAUGCUGGAGUGAAUGUGAGGGAGGUGAGAGGAGGCCUGAGUGGGCUCCCGGACCCAUGGCUGGCUGCAGUCAAACAGGUGGUGGCACCCGGGUGUGUGUGGCCUCUGAGCAGGACGGGGGGAAGGCUGGAGCCCACAGUGCUUGCUCACCGUGAGUGACAGGAAGGGGUGAUUCUCAAGAUGUCCCCGACAAUAGGUCUGGGGGGCCCCGAGCCCCCUAACCACUGCCUUCUGGGGUUGGAUGGCUCAGCCGCUGGCUGGCCACCCAGCCUCAGGGUCUCCACGGCAGGACUGGUCCCUCCCUGUGAGGGACAAGCCUGCAGGCUGGAGCCCUGGUGGUGUGGCCGAGGGCAGAGUGAGGCGGUGGGGAGUCUGAAUCAGGGGCAGCACGUGGGGCCAGUGGUCCCCGCUUGGCAACUUGAUACCUCUGGGACCUUGGCCAGCCUUUCGGCCCUCCUCACCUCUGGUUCCUCAUCUGGGGGUAGCCUGAGUCACACAGGCCUCCCAGGCUGCCGUGGACACACACACUUGAUGCCGUUCACACCGGAGGCUCCAGGAAAUGGCGAGUGUCUUGUUGAUGCUGAGCAGCAGGUGUGUGGGCACCCCUGGGCGCAGGCCCAGGGCACUCUGCAGGAGGUGAGGACCCUUGCAUGCUGGCAGACCCGGGACGCCAGGGCAAGACACAGGGUCUUGGGUUCCGUGGACGGUGUAGGAGUGGUGGACGUCUUGUUCUUGGCCUGGAGCUGGACAUCUUGUCUGGUGCUGCUGGAUGCAAGGUGCUGAGCCCCAGAGUCCUACCUGAGGGAGCAGUAACUUGGCUUCCUGGUUACUACCUGGCAGGCUGCUCCAGGCAGGAAGGUGGGGUUGGGGCUGGGCGGGACCCUUCUGUUCAUCUCAGAGGGUGCAGGCCCUUCCCCCGGUGAGUCGGGGGAGUUCCUUCACUAAGGACUUGGGUUUAGCACCUUUUGCACCCUGGACCCAGCUCCAGGGACAUCGUAGGAGCCAGAGAGACCACCCGUGCCCACUUGCUGGCUGGGGCAGGGAGGGCCCUGACAAGGGUCAGCUGAUUUAACCCAGUGUGACCAACACCAGGUGUGUUUUGGGAGCAGGAGACACAUUUGAGCUGACCAGAUGGCCGAGUGCCUAUCUGCCAGGGAGGGGGCUGGACCACUCCUGGUGCUGGGGUAUUGUCCCCCAGCAUCUGAGAGGAAGCCUGCCAUCCCAUGGCCUAGCCUCUCUCAGUCCUGCCUGAGCUGAGCUGGCCGCAUUCCUGGGCCCAUCUCCUCUCCCCACCCAUGUUCCUGCCCUCCCUCUGGAGCAGGUUGGGGCUGUUUGGGACGGCCUCAGCGGGCGCCCAGCCCCACCCUGGGAGCCCGAAGGGUCCAAGGCCUUGGAUCAGAGCCAGUCUAGUCUGUGGGGGAGGCUGUAGCCCCUCUGCACUUGUCCUGCACGGUAGCUGGGAGGGGCCUGUGUGUUGAGGUUUGGGUGGGUGAGGCGGCGGAAGGUGCUGGGCUGGUCUCAGGGCCUGUGCGCCGGGUGCGUGCAGGGGCGGGCACAGGAGGCUGCCAUCCUCCCUCGCCUCUGCCCACAGCACAUGCUGGCCUGGGCCAGCCCAGGCAUCGGAGCCUGGCACUGGUGACGGCGCUGCUGGCGGGUGACAGACGCGAGCUCUGUGUUCUCCCCCACGGGCCUGGCUGUGGGGAUGUGGAUGCAAGAGGAAGCUCUUGUCCCCAUCUGUGUCUCAGGGGACCCGGUGCCCUUCCUCCUAGGGCCCCCAGAGGCCCACCCCGUGACACACAGGCGUGCUGGUUGGAUCAGUCCUGUCACUGUGAGGUGGGGGGGGGGUGUCCCCUCUUGUCUGCCCCAAGGUGGGGCAGGGGAUUCAGUUGCCAUAGGUCCCUCCAUGGCUCCCAGGGCUCAAGGUGGGGGUGGGAGGACACUGGGAGAUGUGGCAGAGUCCCUGACCCCACCCCCAGGAUGCAGGCCCGCAGCCAGGUUGCAGCCUGGCCUCUGUUGGCACAGACCUGGGGUGUGGGCAGGGGUCUCAGAGAAGGGUGGAGGACGUGGGCUGGGUGCGCCCUGGCAGGCGGAGCUGCGUGUCCUUCUGUGCCCUGGGGCCCCGGAAGCUCCCUCUACUUCCUACUGAGGAGCCUGUUUGCUUGUGGGGUGUGAGUGGGGCUGGGUGUGGGGGGAUGGUGGUGUGUGCGUUCGGCAAGCCAAGCCCUCACUGGCCCAGGUCUGUGCCAGGCGCAGGUGCAGCGUUGGAUACAGGGACUUGGCUUCUUGCUCGUGGAGCUUCUGUCUGGCCCAGACGGCCAACGGGCGCACCAGGAGUCACGGGAGGGUGUGGUAGAGGGUAGGAGGUUCUUGGGGUCCCACUGCGUGCCCCAGGCUUGGGCAGGGUGCAGAGAGCUGGCUAGAGGAGGCGACAGCUUUGGGUUGAGACCUAAGGGCCUAGUUUGGGACAUGGUGGAUCCGAGAAGGAGCUGGCGGGGGAAGGCCCGCUUGCCCGCUCGCGCCCGCCUCCGUGCGCAGCUGGGACAGCUCCAGGAAAGCCUUCGCUUGCUCUUUGGAAGGUGGAGCUGCGUGCUGGGAGUUGACUUUCACACCAUGAAUGGGGUAGGGUGGGUGAGCCGUGGACAAGACACUUCUCUGUGGGGAGAGUCUGCGGAGAGUAGCCCCCCAAAGGCCACCUGUCCCCCGGCUUUGGGAGGGAGGCUGUGGUGCAGAGGCUGCUGUCCCCAUCCGCCCUCUCCUCCUCUUCCUUCCUCCCCCUGCUGCCUCGUGGCAAGAACUGGGUGAGCCCUGGGUGCCAGCCAGGGCCGAAUGGAGAUGGUGGUUUGGGGCCGCACACAAGGCAGCCUUUGGGGGAGUCGUCGAGGGAGGAGCCAGGUUCAGGGGAGCAAGCCGAGGCCUGUUGAGGGUGGCUCUUGCGGGUGAACCUGGGGGGACCCUGGGGUCUUCCUGUGGGGGGGGGUGUGGCACCAGCAGACACCUGUCCUCCCCCCAUCUCCUCUGUCUGCCACCUUGUCUCAGUGUCAGUGGUGGGAGGGGGAGGGGAGCAGGAAGCUGAGGUUUUGUGAGUCAGAGUCAGGCCGGCACCCUCCCCCCAGCCGGCGGCAACCUGCCUGCUGUCCACCGACCGCCUGGUGUUGCCUCCAUGAUCGUGGAGGGAGGGUGGGCUCCUACGAUGGCAGCUCCUCUGCCUUCCGGGGCCUGGGCAGUGUGUGCUGUCGGCUGCUCAGGCCUAGGCCUGUGCCCAGGCCUCCAGCUCUGUCUGAGGCUCCUGGGCCCAUUCAAGUCGCAGGUGGACCAGACUGCUGGUCAAGGGACCUCAUCUGCCAGGUCCUCAGGCCGCUGGAGGUGGCCGUCUGGGCCUCGGGACAGAGUCUGUCCCCUUUACCUGCCUGCUCUGCUCUUCUGCCUGCGGAGAUUAGGGGGAGGCUUUGGUCUGUCCUCCUUGAGCUGCCGGCGGGGGCUGGAGGAAGAGCCUUCAUCCUCCCCAGGCCUGUGAGGGGACUGCUUACCCGACUUGGCUCCAUGGAGAGUGAGCAAGAGACAGGGCCCCAGCUGGUCCUGCUGGUAGGGACUGGACAUGGGGAAGCAGAUGCAUGGGGGCUUAAUGGGCCCUGUGGCUUCAGGGAACGGAGGGGUCCCUGGGGACGCCGGGAGGGAGCAUGCUGGGGAUGCAGCAGGCUGUGGGCACUGGCAGGGGCCCAGGGCUGCACACGGCCACCUGGUCUGUGGCUGUGUGCAUGCCGAGGCCUUGCAGGCGGGAAGCAGGCCUGUGUGCCACCACCUUCAGUCCUUCCUGCCCUCUGCCAUCCUCAGGCUGUCUUCUGGGACCUUUGCUGGUCCUGUCUCUGAGGCAGUGGGGACAAGCAGCAGUCUGCAGCCACAGGCACAGGUGGCCUCCCCCCAACUCAGGCAGCAGGAGUGAGACCUGCACCUCUCAAGUGAGCUCAGGGCUGGGGGUGAGGCAGAGGCUGGGAGCAGGAGGAGAUUCAUGGCAGCCUGUCCACUGUCAUGGUGCUAGCAGGUCAGGAGGUCAUGGGGGCUGAGUGCCUAAGCUGGGGGUUGCCAGAGGGGCAGGGGCUGGCACACUGGCGUGGGUUCUGGCUGGGGAUGUUGCCGCAGCGGAGGGACCCAGGAGUCAGGGAGCGGGAGCAGGGAGUGCUCUCCACCCUGGGCUGGCACGUCUGUGCUCUUGGUGUCCAGCCCCACAGCAGGGGCUUCUCUCUGUGCCCUCUGGUGGCCUCGGGAGCCGGGGCUGGUCUGGUGCCCGCAGAGGGCCAGGGACCUGCCGUGUCUCCACACGGUCCUUGGGGUUCCCAACCUGCCGCCCGGGAGGUGGGAGGUGGCUGGUGCUCUGAGUGGCUUCUGUCUUCAGGGAGUGGGGAAGGCCAGGGCCAGAUCCUGCAGCGCUUCCCGGAGAAGGACUGGGAGGACAACCCAUUCCCCCAGGGCAUCGAGCUGUUUUGCCAGCCCAGCGGGUGGCAGCUGUGUCCUGAGAGGAAUCCACCGACCUUCUUUGUUGCUGUCCUCACCGACAUCAACUCCGAGCGGCACUACUGCGCCUGCUUGACCUUCUGGGAGCCCGCGGAGCCCUCGCAGGAAGGGGUGUGCCCUGGGGACACCGAGAGGGCGGAGGAAGCAGAUGAGGGAGUGCCACCAUCACCCGCAGCGGCUGGCUCGCCCGGCCAGCUCUUUGCUCCGAAGACGCUGGUCCUGGUGUCUCGACUGGACCACGCAGAGGUGUUCAGGAACAGCCUCGGUCUCAUCUACACCAUCCACGUGGAGGGCCUGAACGUGGGCCUGGAGAACGUGGUCGGGAGCCUGCUGACCUGCAUCAUCCCCCUGGCCGGGGGCUCACAGAGAACCAUCUCUUUGGGGGCCGGCGACCGGCAGGUCAUCCAGACCCCGCUCACCGACUCCCUGCCCAUCAGCCGCUGCAGUGUGGCCCUGCUCUUUCGCCAGCUGGGCAUCACCAAUGUGCUGUCUCUGUUCUGUGCGGCGCUCACGGAGCACAAGGUGCUCUUCCUGUCUCGCAGCUACCAGCGGCUCUCGGAUGCCUGCCGGGGACUCCUGGCGCUGCUCUUCCCUCUCAGAUACAGCUUCACCUACGUGCCCAUCCUGCCGGCGCAGCUCCUGGAGGUGCUCAGCACGCCCACGCCCUUCAUCAUUGGAGUCAACGCCGCCUUCCAGGCUGAGGCCCAGGAGCUGCUGGAUGUGAUUGUUGCUGACCUGGAUGGAGGGACAGUGACUGUCCCUGAGUGUGUGCACAUCCCACCCCUGCCAGAGCCGCUGCAGAGUCAGACACACAGUGUUCUGAGCAUGGUCCUGGACCCUGAGCUGGAGCUGGCAGAUCUUGCCUUCCCGCCACCUACGAUGUCCGUUUCCUCCCUGAAGAUGCAGGAUAAGGAGCUGCGUGCCGUCUUUCUGCGGCUCUUUGCUCAGCUCCUGCAAGGCUACCGCUGGUGUCUGCACAUGGUCCGCAUCCACCCGGAGCCCGUCAUCCGCUUUCACAAGGCAGCCUUCCUGGGCCAGCGUGGGCUCGUAGAGGACGACUUCCUGAUGAAGGUGUUGGAGGGCAUGGCGUUUGCAGGCUUCGUGUCGGAGCGCGGGGUCCCCUACCGCCCUACGGACUUGUUUGAUGAGCUGGUGGCCCACGAGGUGGCACGGAUGCGGGCGGAUGAGAACCACCCCCAGCGGGUCCUGCGUCACGUCAAGGAACUGGCAGAGCAGCUCUACAAGAAUGAGAACCCAUACCCUGCUGUGGCUAUGCACAAGGUGCAGAGGCCGGGGGAGGCCAGCCACCUGCGUCGGGCGCCCCGGCCCUUCCCCCGGCUGGACGAGGGGCUGGUGCAGUGGAUUGUGGAUCAGGCCACGGCCAAGAUGCAGGGCGCACCGCCAGCCGUGAAGGCCGAGAAGAGGACCACCGUGCCCUCGGGGCCACCCAUGACCGCCAUUCUGGAGCGGAGCAGCGGGCUCCAUGGCAACAGCGCGCGCCGGCUGGAGGUGGUCCGCAACUGCAUCUCCUACGUGUUCGAGGGGAAGAUGCUUGAGGCCAAGAAGCUGCUUCCAGCUGUGCUGAGGGCCCUGAAAGGACGUGCGGCCCGCCGCUGCCUUGCCCAGGAGCUGCACCUUCACGUGCAGCAGAACCGGGCGGUCCUGGACCACCAGCAGUUUGACUUUGUUGUCCGGAUGAUGAACUGCUGCCUGCAGGACUGCACCUCCCUGGAUGAGCACGGCAUCGCAGCUGCUCUGCUGCCUCUGGUCACAGCCUUCUGCCGGAAGCUGAGCCCGGGGGUGACGCAGUUCGCCUACAGCUGCGUGCAGGAGCACGUCGUGUGGAGCACGCCGCAGUUCUGGGAGGCCAUGUUCUACGGGGACGUGCAGACCCACAUCCGGGCUCUCUACCUGGAGCCUGCCGAGGACCGAGACCCUUCCCAGGUCGGGGAGGCGCCUGCACAGGAGGACCAGCGCUCCGCCCUGGAUGUGGCGUCUGAGCAGCGGCGCCUGUGGCCCACCCUGAGCCGUGAGAAGCAGCAGGAGCUGGUGCAGAAGGAGGAGAGCACCGUGUUCAGCCAGGCCAUCCACUACGCCAACCGCAUGAGCUACCUGCUGCUUCCCCUGGACAGCAGCAAGAGCCGGCUGCUGCGGGAGCGCGCGGGGCUGGGCGACCUCGAGAGCGCCAGCAACAGCCUGGUCACCAACAGCAUGGCGGGCAGUGUGGCGGAGAGCUAUGACACAGAGAGUGGCUUUGAGGAUGCAGAGACCUGUGACGUGGCCGGGGCCGUGGUCCGCUUCAUCAACCGCUUUGUGGACAAGGUCUGCACAGAGAGUGGGGUCACCAGCGACCACCUCAAGGGGCUGCAUGUCAUGGUGCCAGACAUCGUCCAGAUGCACAUCGAGACCCUGGAGGCUGUGCACAGAGAGAGCAAGAGACUGCCCCCCAUCCAGAAGCCCAAGCUGCUGCGGCCGCGCCUGCUGCCCGGUGAGGAGUGUGUGCUGGAUGGCUUGCGCGUCUACCUGCUGCCGGACGGGCGCGAGGAGGGCGCAGGGGGCAGUGGGGGUGGCCCUGCGCUCCUCCCGGCUGAGGGCGCCGUCUUCCUGACCACGUACCGGGUCAUCUUCACGGGGAUGCCCACUGACCCCUUGGUGGGGGAACAGGUGGUGGUCCGCUCCUUCCCGGUGGCCGCACUGACCAAGGAGAAGCGCAUCAGUGUCCAGACCCCCGUGGACCAGCUCCUCCAGGACGGGCUGCAGCUGCGCUCCUGCACCUUCCAGCUGCUGAAGAUGGCCUUUGACGAGGAGGUGGGGUCCGACAGCGUUGAGCUCUUCCGCAAGCAGCUGCACAAGCUGCGCUACCCGCCGGACAUCAGGGGCACCUUCGCGCUCACCCUGGGUUCUGCUCACACGCCUGGCCGGCCGCCACGUGCCACCAAGGACAAGGGUCCUUCCUUCAGGACCUUGUCCCGGAACCUGGUGAAGAAUGCCAAGAAGACCAUCGGGCGGCAGCACGUCACUCGGAAGAAGUACAACCCCCCGAGUUGGGAGCACCGGGGCCAGCCAGCCCCCGAGGACCAGGAGGAUGAGAUCUCAGUGUCAGAGGAGCUGGAGCCCAGCACGCUGACCCCUUCGUCAGCCCUGAAGCCCUCCGACCGCAUGACCAUGAGCAGCCUGGUGGAGCGCGCGUGCUGCCGGGAUUACCAGCGCCUGGGGCUGGGCACACUGAGCAGCAGCCUGAGCCGGGCCAAGUCCGAGCCCUUCCGCAUCUCCCCGGUCAACCGCAUGUACGCCAUCUGCCGCAGCUACCCCGGGCUACUGAUCGUCCCCCAGAGCGUCCAGGACAACGCCCUGCAACGAGUCUCCCGCUGCUACCGCCAGAACCGUUUCCCGGUGGUGUGCUGGCGCAGCGGGCGCUCCAAGGCUGUGCUGCUGCGCUCCGGGGGCCUGCAUGGCAAGGGGGUCGUCGGCCUCUUCAAGGCCCAGAACGCGCCAUCUCCAGGCCAGUCCCAGGCAGACUCCAGCAGCCUGGAGCAGGAGAAGUACCUGCAGGCCGUGGUCAGUUCCAUGCCCCGUUACGCAGAUGCCUCAGGACGCAACACCCUCAGCGGCUUCUCCUCGGCCCACCUGGGCAGCCAUGGUGAGGGCGCUGGAGCAGGAGCUGGUGGUGGAGGCACGUGGGGAGGGCAGGCCAGCAGGAGGCAGUGUUUCCGGUUGCCCAGCCCCAGAGCCAGGGUCACCACGCUGUCCAACCCUAUGGCGGCCUCGGCCUCCAGACGGACCGCGCCCCGAGGUAAAUGGGGCAGCGUCCGGGCCAGUGGGCGCAGUGCUGGGCUCGGCACUGACGUGGGCUCCCGGCUGGCAGGCAGAGACAUGCUGGGUCCCCCCCAGGCCAACGGGGCGCCCCCUGACCCAGGCUUUCUGCGGCCCCAGCGUGCCGCCCUCUACAUCAUCGGAGACAAAGCCCAGCUUAAGGGCGUGCGACCAGACCCGCUGCAGCAGUGGGAGCUGGUGCCCAUCGAGGUGUUCGAGGCACGGCAGGUGAAGGCCAGCUUCAAGAAGCUGCUGAAGGCCUGUGUUCCAGGCUGUCCCGCUACCGAGCCUGGCCCAGCUUCCUUCCUGCGCUCGCUGGAGGACUCUGAGUGGCUAAUCCAGAUCCACAGGCUGCUGCAGGUGUCGGUGCUGGUGGUGGAGCUGCUGGAUUCGGGCUCCUCCGUCCUGGUGAGCCUGGAGGACGGCUGGGACAUCACCACACAGGUGGUGUCCCUGGUGCAGCUGCUCUCGGACCCCUUCUACCGCACCCUGGAGGGCUUCCGGCUGCUGGUGGAGAAGGAGUGGCUGUCCUUCGGCCAUCGCUUCAGCCACCGCGGGGCCCACACGCUGGCGGGGCAGAGCAGUGGCUUCACGCCCGUCUUCCUGCAGUUCCUGGACUGCGUGUACCAGAUCCACCUGCAGUUCCCCAUGGAAUUCGAGUUCAGCCCGUUCUACCUCAAGUUCCUCGGCUACCACCACGCGUCCCGCCGCUUCCGGACCUUCCUGCUCGACUCCGACUAUGAACGCAUCGAGCUGGGGCUGCUGUACGAGGAGAAGGGCGAGCGCCGCGCCCCGCAGGCCUGCCGGUCGGUGUGGGAGUACGCGGAGCGGCUGAGCAAGCGGGCGCCCAUCUUCUACAACUACAUGUACGCGCCCGAGGACGCCGAGGUCCUGCGGCCCUACAGCAACGUGUCCAACCUGAAGGUGUGGGACUUCUACACCGAGGAGACGCUGGCCGAGGGCCCCCCCUACGACUGGGAGCUGGCGCAGGGGCCCCCGGAGCCCCCGGAGGAGGAGCGGCCCGACGCGGGCGCCCCGCAGAGCCGGCGCCGGGUGGUGUGGCCCUGCUACGACAGCCGCCCCCGAGCCCAGCCCGACGCCAUCUCCCGGCUGCUGGAGGAGCUGCAGCGGCUGGAGACAGAGCUGGGCCGACCCCCUGAGCGCUGGAAGGAUGCCUGGGAUCGAGUGAAAGCUGCCCAGCGCCUGGAAGGCCGGCCAGAUGGACGUGGCACCCCCAGCUCCCUGUUGGCGUCCAGUGUGCCCCACCACCGCCGCUCGCUUGGCGUGUACCUGCAGGAGGGACCUGUGGGCUCCACGCUGAGCCUCAGCCUGGACAGUGACCAGAGCAGUGGCUCAACUGCAUCCGGCUCCCGCCAGGCAGCCCGCCGUAGUACCAGCACCCUGUACAGCCAGUUCCAGACAGCCGAGAGUGAGAACAGGUCCUAUGAGGGCACCCUCUACAAGAAGGGGGCCUUCAUGAAGCCCUGGAAGGCGCGCUGGUUUGUGCUGGACAAGACCAAGCACCAGCUGCGCUACUACGACCACCGCGUGGACACGGAGUGCAAGGGGGUCAUUGACCUGGCGGAGGUGGAGGCCGUGGCGCCCGGCACGCCCACCAUGGGCGCCCCCAAGACGGUGGACGAGAAGGCCUUCUUUGACGUGAAGACGACGCGUCGCGUUUACAACUUCUGUGCCCAGGACGUGCCGUCAGCCCAGCAGUGGGUGGACCAGAUCCAGAGCUGCCUGUCGGACGCCUGAGCCCGGCCCUGCUCGCCGCGUCCGUCGUUCCGACCACUAGGGGUGGGCAGGGCCCCCCGGCCAUGUUUACAGCCCCCCCCCCCCCCGCCCGCGACAGUAUUGCGGCCCCACCCCCAGCGCGUGUACAGCCCCCCCCCCGAUCCCCCCGCCGCUCCCCGCGCCCACGGACUUGGGGGGCCCGGCGGAGCGCCCGCCCGGAGCAGCCGUGGUACAGCCCCCGCGGUGGGCCUGUAAAUAGCGCCCCCUCCACCCCCGCCCCGCCCCACCCGCCCGCGUGCUGGCCCCGGCCGGCUGGCCGCAGGCGACCGUUCCUAGAACCAGAGUCUAUAAAGAGAGCUAACGAUAGAUA
Messenger RNA from Sus scrofa (pig), 10579 nucleotides. NCBI's taxonomy places the organism in Eukaryota, Metazoa, Chordata, Mammalia, Artiodactyla, Suidae. The record is from RefSeq and is a predicted model, not a curated record.